GAAGAGGAAAGAGUAAACCAUGGAAAGGAAUGGAAGAUCCUGCUGGAAAGGGAUGUUGGGACUAGAUUAAGUAGGGCCCGCCCCCUUGUUUGCCGCCCUCAACUUCCUGCCCUACCAGAGGAAGUGGGGAGAGACAGCAGGUGCAGCGACAGCUCUCAGAAGCCAUGGACAAGGAGUAUGUGGGUUUCGCCGCCCUCCCCAACCAGCUGCACCGCAAGUCCGUCAAGAAGGGGUUUGACUUCACACUCAUGGUGGCAGGGGAGUCAGGCCUGGGAAAAUCCACCCUCAUCAACAGCCUGUUUCUCACCAACCUCUAUGAGGAUCGGCAAAUCCCAGAAGCCAGUGCUCGCUUGACACAAACGCUGACCAUCGAGCGCCGGGGUGUGGAGAUCGAGGAGGGGGGCAUUAAGGUGAAGCUGACCUUGGUGGACACACCUGGCUUUGGAGACUCAGUGGACUGUUCAGACUGCUGGCUGCCUGUGGUGCGCUUCAUUGAGGAGCAGUUCGAGCAGUACCUUCGCGAUGAGAGUGGCCUGAACCGGAAGAACAUCCAGGAUUCCCGUGUCCACUGCUGCCUCUACUUCAUCUCACCCUUCGGCCGAGGGCUCCGGCCCCUAGAUGUGGCCUUCCUCCGGGCGGUGCACGACAAAGUCAAUAUCAUCCCCGUCAUUGGCAAAGCAGAUGCCCUGAUGCCGAAGGAAACACAGGCCCUCAAGCAGAAGAUUCGGGACCAGCUGAAGGAGGAGGAGAUCAACAUCUACCAGUUCCCCGACUGUGACUCUGAUGAGGAUGAAGACUUCAAGAGGCAGGAUGCGGAGAUGAAGGAGAGCAUCCCUUUCGCUGUCGUUGGUUCAUGCGAAGUAGUGAGGGACGGGACCCGACCAGUGAGGGGACGCCGCUACUCCUGGGGCACAGUGGAGGUGGAAAACCCACAUCACUGCGAUUUCCUGAACUUGCGACGGAUGCUGGUGCAGACACACCUGCAGGACCUGAAGGAGGUGACGCAUGAUCUGCUUUAUGAGGGCUACCGGGCCAGCUGCCUACAGAGCCUGGCCCGGCCUGGGGCGCGUGACAGAGCCAGCCGUAGUAAACUUUCGCGCCAGAGCGCCACAGAGAUUCCGCUGCCCAUGCUGCCUCUAGCAGACACGGAGAAGCUGAUCCGUGAGAAAGACGAAGAGCUGCGCCGCAUGCAGGAGAUGCUGGAGAAGAUGCAGGCCCAGAUGCAGCAGAGCCAGGCGCAGAGCGAGCAGUCGGACGCCCUCUGAGGCUCCCGUCCCCGCCCUACUUUACCUCGCCUCCGCCUUCAGUUCGUCUCUAGUCCAAUCCCCGUGUCCCAGGCUGCCUGGCGCCCAGUCCGCGAGCCUCAGUCUGUAAGGCCCGCCUUUGCAAGGGGUUGAGGAGCUAACAGACUGCUACCUCCAAUCCCGGAGUUUGUCGCCCCGCCUUUGACUCCGCCCCAAUCCGCCCCGCCCACUUCACAAACACCAGCUUCCAGCCCGGCCCCUAAUUCCCUCAUCCCCGCCCCCCUUCACCCAAAUUGGGAGUUUAAUAAAAAACUGAGUUUCCCUGA
This is a messenger RNA of Sus scrofa (pig), 1570 nucleotides long. RefSeq names its product septin 1 (gene SEPTIN1). NCBI's taxonomy places the organism in Eukaryota, Metazoa, Chordata, Mammalia, Artiodactyla, Suidae. The record is from RefSeq and is marked validated. Gene Ontology annotation, molecular function: GTP binding.